AUGUUCGCGUGGUUAACGGGAACGGAGACGACGCCUCCGGCCUUCCUUGAGUUGCGAAGUUCGUAUUGGCUGAUCCUUGUUACUGUCUCCGCUGCCAUUUUUACGGAUGUCUUCUUGUACGGCAUCAUUGUGCCUGUGCUGCCGUUCGCCCUUCACGGUCGUGCUGGGAUUGCAGAGAAUGACGUCCAGCCUACGAUAUCAAUUCUGCUGGCUGCGUACGGGGGAUCGUUAUUAGUUGGAGCACCCAUAUGUGGGUGGGCAUCUGAUCGGUUCGACUCGCGUCGCUGGCCGUUCAUGGUCGGAUUGCUGGCGUUGGCUGGGUCGACGGUAUUCUUGGUUGUCGGUAAUAGUCUUGCUCUCAUCGUUGUUGGCCGUGUCCUCCAAGGUCUUUCGGCAGCGGUGGUUUGGGUUGUUGGACUGGCGUUGCUCAAUGAUACUGUUGGUUCCGAUGCUAUCGGAGAAGCGAUGGGUGUUGUUGGUAUCGCGAUGUCGAUGGCCUAUUUGCUUGGUCCCCUCUUGGGUGGUAUCGUCUUCAAGCAAUCGGGAUAUUAUGCCGUUUUCGCCAUGGCAUUUGGACUUUUGGGUCUUGAUGCUAUUCUCCGUUUGAUCAUGAUCGAGAAGAAAGUAGCCCAGAAAUGGCUGGGAACGAAGGCAGUUGAAGUAUCUACAGAUGAUGAACACAAAGGCAGCACAAACGACGAUCUUGAAGCUGACCCGGAGUGUAACACACCCGAAGAUACUGAGACACCUGCAGUGACACCUACGAAACGUAAGGUUCCUACAGUGUUCUCUCUACUCUCGUCGUACAGACUCGAUGCCGCUCUCUUCGGAUGCUUCAUCUCCGCCGCCUUGCUUACCUCCUUCGACUCCAUCUUGCCUUUGUACGUCAACGAACUCUGGGGCUGGGAUUCUAUCGGAGCUGGUCUGGUCUUUCUGGCCGUCACCAUUCCGUCCUUUGUUGGUCCUUACAUCGGCAAAUAUGCCGAUACACAUGGAGCCAGAUGGCUGACUGCAGUCGGCUUCAUCGUCACGGGUCCCUGCUUCAUCCUCUUCCGCCUUGUCGACCAUGACAGCAUUCGCCAAAAGGUGCUUCUCUGCGCACUUCUCGCCAUAGUCGGACUCGGUGUCACUUUAUCGCUCACGCCAUUGAUGGCAGAAGUCUCAUAUGCGGUAGAAGCACAAGGAGCCAAGCGACCGGCUGGCUUCUUCGGUAGAAACGGCGCUUUCGGUCAGGCAUUCGGACUGUUUAACAUGGCAUACGCGGCUGGCACCAUGGUUGGACCUAUACUAGCUGGUUUCAUCAAGGAGAAAGAUGGAUGGGGUACUGCGACACUUGUACUCGGUUGCCUGUCUCUAAUCACCACAGUACCGACAUUAAUCUGGUGUGGAGGAUCGAUCUUCAAGUUGAGGAGAAAACAAAAGGCGGAACAGAUUUUGAAACACGAUGAGGAGCAUGCGGAGAAGGUGGAGAAGGCUUUGAAAGAGGAGGAGGAAGAGAAGACAAAAAGAGCUGCCCAGGAUGAGGAGAAGAAGAGAAGUACGAAUACGAGUCCGGACACCAGCACGAGUACGAGUACGAGUACAAGUACGAGAACAAGUGUUGUGGUGGAUAUUUGA
Aureobasidium pullulans EXF-150 is the source of this 1617-nucleotide messenger RNA. RefSeq names its product MFS general substrate transporter. Gene Ontology annotation, molecular function: transmembrane transporter activity. Gene Ontology annotation, biological process: transmembrane transport. Lineage: Eukaryota; Fungi; Ascomycota; Dothideomycetes; Dothideales; Saccotheciaceae. The transcript has 2 exons. The record is from RefSeq and is a predicted model, not a curated record. The coding region runs from base 1 to 1617 and encodes 538 amino acids.